Messenger RNA from Mesocestoides corti, 654 nucleotides. The record is from the annotation of a GenBank genome assembly. Lineage: Eukaryota; Metazoa; Platyhelminthes; Cestoda; Cyclophyllidea; Mesocestoididae.
AUGCUGCGUAGCGGUGUUUGUUUGCUCGUGUUCGUUGGUCUGGUUGUGGCAUCGCAACCACCCACAAUGGGAAUGGCCGGUGGUGCCAAGGCAAUGACACGCGAGCAGUUGGACUCGAAGGAGAUUCAGGAGAUGGUGAGAGAUGCACUCAAGGCCACGAGUCCGUGUGUGGAUUUGGUGAGUGUAGUUUCCGGUACGGUUCAGGUGGUGAAUGGCAUGAAAUAUCACUUCCACGUGAAGACUGUCCUGAACAGUGCGUGCGUGGAGGCAGUGGGAAAGAAGUCGGAAUCGGCGGUGACGGUGCAUUUGCCGGCAGGCCGCGACUCGAAGCCAGUCUACACGGUUGUGGCAAUGGAGCCAGCGAGAUUAGGAAUGGCCGGUGGUGCGAAGGCGAUGACACGCGAGCAGUUGGACUCGAAGGAGAUUCAGGAGAUGGUGAGAGAUGCACUCAAGGCCACAAGUCCGUGUGUGGACCUGGUGAGUGUGGAGGAUGGGACGGUUCAGGUGGUGAAUGGCAUGAAAUAUCACUUCAACGUAAAGACUGUCCUGAACAGUUCGUGCGUGGAGGCAAUGAAGAAGAAGAAGCCGGUAUCCACAGUGACGGUUCAUCAGCCGGCAGGUCGCGACUCGAAGCCGGUCUACACGGUGGCAUGA